AUGGAUAACGGUCCGUCCCCGAGAACGCUCGAUGAGGUAUCAGAUGCGGAUUCUGACCUUGAAGAGCUUCAAGGUGACAUCGCAAAGUUCGAUCAAUCCGUCAGAGAAUUUCUCGCGUCCCAAAAAGGAACUGCAGAUGUCUCCGGACUACCGUCCGGUACAUCCAAGGGCAGAGGGCCUCGGGGACCGCAUAAAGCAGCGAAGCCAAGAGGCGAUAUCACAGCCAGACUCUCCAAAGUUAACCAGGCAUUCUUGAGUGGCGAUUAUGAACAAGCCCUGGACCUUGCUUUUGAAGUCAUUAGGAUCAAUGCAGAAACACAUCAAGCUUGGACAGCCCUCUCUUCAAUUUUCAGAGAGCGCGGUGAAAUGGACAGGGCCUCGUCGGCCAUGGUAUAUGCAGCACAUCUUCGGCCAAAGGAAGUAUCUGGGUGGCUUGGAUGCGCCUCAUUUGCAUUGGAUUCCAUUACAGGAGAAGAUGAUGAGGCCGGGAAUUUGCACACCGCUCGACUCUGCUACUCCGCAGCUCUGAGAGCAGAUCCUACAAAUAUUGAGGCUCGUCUCGGUAAAGCCGAUGUAUGUCAUAGGCAAGGCCAUCUAUUUGCUGCCAUCACAGAGUAUAACAACGUUCUCAAACGUCGUCCAUACGAUCUUGAAACCAUACGAAAGCUUGCGGAGGCAUGCAUCGACUCGAAAAACGCAGCGACCCUGGUGCCUUCCGCCGUAAAUGCGUACCGACAGUAUUUUGAUCAUGCAAUGAGCGAGUCACAACAGGAAGUUCAAUAUAUGCUUUGGCACGAUGUUGGCAUCUAUGGGGGACUCCUUGCUCAGGUGGAGAGAAAUCAAGAAGCAAUUUCAGAGUUGAAGAGACUUUCAAGAUGGCUACUUGGACGCUCUGUCGAAACGUUUUGGGACGACUGGCGAGACGACGACAGGGAAUGGGAUAUAUCAGACGACCGGCGUGCAUCUGUUCCUGAAUUUUCUCGUCUCAGCAAUAACUCGACUCAAUUUGGACAAUCUCUGCCCUUGGACCUCCGCAUUCGUUUGGCGACAUAUCGGCUUAGGAAUGGUGACGAGUUAGAGGCCAGGAAUCACUUAGAUCAUCUAGACCCUGACGAUCCAUCCACCAGAGCUUUUGCUGGCGACUUUACAUUUUUGAUAUACGACCUGGCCGUGGAAUUGGGGAAAAGUCGACAAGCAUCAAGGGCCAUCCGAUACUUCGAACUGCUGCGCGAUAUGCCUGGGGAACCUGACGCUGCGGUCUUACUGCAGCUAGGGCGAUGCUACCUCGAUGCUGGAGAGGCUGCAACGGCCGAGGAGUACUUAUUAGCGGCGUUGGAUGCGGACGAAGACAGCAUAGACGCCCGCAUUGAACUCGCAAACGUGUAUGAGAAAGCUCGAGAAGAUGAGGAAGCUUUGAUAUUAGCAGCCGAAGCUUUGGCCCUGCGUGGGGUUCAAGACCAGGAUCAUCUUUUCGAUGAUGCCGGCGCAUGCAAAGGCCGAAUGCGGCCAUCUGCCAGCCAUAAGCAACAAGCCUCACAUAGGCGACCUCGGGGCGGCGACAAAGCAGGAAGAUCAAGCCUUACAGGUAGCGGGAUCAGGCGAUCAGUCAUUCCCAGGAGACAUCGAUCAAAAAAGCUCGCUGGACCUGACAGACGUCGGCAGGACGAGCAAAUACAUACUCUCAAACUCUCUCAACAAUAUGCUGUUGUGCGGGAUCUGAAGCAGCGCAUUUCAGAAGGUCAGGAAGAGUUGAUACCCGCCUGGAUGGCAUCUUCCAAGGAGCUAGUCGAUGACUUCAGAUCUCUGAAGCGAUUCUACAGCUGGGACAAGUAUUUGCAGUUCCUUGGGCCGAAGGGGUCCAUGUCAAGCUCAACCCAGCCCGAGACUGAACUCUCUCAAAUGUACCAAAGAUUGACACGCUUUGACGUUAACACGAUGGCCAUUGAAGCUAUUGCUCCCCAAUUUGAAAAAUCUAGCCACACAUCGGCUAUUGCUAGUCUUGCAACACAUCAAGGAAUUUUAUUCGACGAUUGGCUGGACUUAUUCGUCGACUAUGCUAUUGGUCUGGCAAUUGCGCAUCGACGACAGGAAGCGUACCAAGUUUGUGAGGCCGCCAAAGACUCUACAGUCUUCCAGUCUCCGAAGCACGGAUUCAUAAUUUAUGUGGCAUGGAGCGUAUGCGCUAUCUACACCAACGACGAAGAGCGGUGUGUUGCAAUCGCGAGGCACUUGAUGCGCGAAGGUGCCACGACAGAUUCUUAUCGCAUGUUCGCCUUACUAUCGAUGCUUUGUCAAUCACCUGUGUCUUGGUACACGUCAGGGCCAGCGCAAAAGUAUAUUCUGCGCCAAAUAAAAGCCAUCGAUGCCAGCCAUGAGAAAGCGGCCAGCGGCCGGGGCGGGCCAGGGGUGAGCGGAGAAGUAGGUGACAAAACUACUUUGGACAUGGACGUAUGUCUUUUGAUGCUCUACGGUCAUAUCUUAUUCACCUCCACUAGCUAUUCUUACUCAUUAGGUUACUUUCUCCGGGCACGAUCACUGGACCCGACUAAUGCCAUGGUAAAUCUCAGCCUCGGCCUGGCCUAUGUGCAUUACGGAUUGAAGAGACAGUCAAGCAACCGUCAGUAUCUGAUUUUGCAAGGCCAGUCAUUUUUAUCGCUGUAUGCUAGACAAGUUACAAACGGCGGUGACUACGCAUUGGCCGAACGCUACUACAACAUGGGUCGCCUCUUCCAACUGCUUGGAAUCGGUUAUCUGAGCUCAUCGUAUUACUCCGUGGCUCUGGAUAUAUGUAAAAACGGAGGAGGUUCCAAGGAUCUUUCAACUCUCAUCUUGGCCAACACUCUGAUCUCAUUGCUUACAGUUGGAAACAACGAUGUCGCUCUAUCAAUACUAAGAGGCAACUUGAAACUCUGA
This is a messenger RNA of Metarhizium album ARSEF 1941, 2913 nucleotides long. Its product is annotated as Tetratricopeptide-like helical. Gene Ontology annotation, molecular function: protein binding. Gene Ontology annotation, biological process: transcription by RNA polymerase III. NCBI's taxonomy places the organism in Eukaryota, Fungi, Ascomycota, Sordariomycetes, Hypocreales, Clavicipitaceae. Gene Ontology annotation, cellular component: transcription factor TFIIIC complex. The transcript has 6 exons. The record is from RefSeq and is a predicted model, not a curated record. The coding region runs from base 1 to 2913 and encodes 970 amino acids.